AUGGUGUACAAUGCACCACCAACUUCAGAGUGUGAUGUCACUUGGGACACAAUUGCAAGAAACUCGUGUAAUGGCACUCAACAGUCUCCAAUAGACAUUGUAACUGCCAAUGUUCAAGCUGAUGCCAGUUUAACCUCUUUCAACUUCAUUGGCUAUGAUGACAACACCACCUUAACUGAGAUUGAAAAUACUGGCAAGACAAUUAAGGUUACUCUUGAUGAUAAGAAAAUGUAUGUAGAAGGAGGUGAUCUGCCAGACUUGUUUACCAGUAUGGAGUUUCAUCUUCACUGGGGUAAUGGCAGUGCCAUGCCUGGAUCUGAACACACUGUAGAUGGCAAACGAUAUCCUAUGGAGUUGCACAUAGUGAAUAAGGCUGGUCGGACUGGCAAUGUGUCGAGUGAUUCUGUAUUAGCUGCCUUUGGUUUCUUCAUUGAGGCCUCGAAUGCUACUCUGAAACCAAAAAGCUGGAAGACAUUAACAUCCUAUCUAGCAAAAAUUGCCAAUGCAGGUGCUAAAAUGCACAUCAACCAUUCUAUCUCCAUGGAUGAUCUGCUUCCUGGAGUGGACUGGUCUAAAUAUUACCGUUAUCUUUGUUCUUUGACCACACCCAACUGCAAGGAAGGGGUAGUGUGGACAGUCUUCAAAAACCCCAUCAAAGUCAGCCAGGAUUUGAUCGACCUCUUCAGUGCAACUGUCUACAUCAACACUUCGACAAACUCACCCCUAAUGACCUACACUCUCCGAGGUGUUCAGCCAAUCAAUAGUAGGUUUGUAACAUCACAUGUGGCAGGUUCCAGAAUUACUGGUUGUACUGACUUGAUUGAGCACGAGAUUCCUUUGAUUGAUGACACUCCGGUGCGGCAGCGCUAUAGACGAAUUCCUCCAUCCCAGUAUGAUGUAGUGAAGACACAUAUCCAGGAGCUGUUAGAUCAGGGAGUGGUAAAACAGAGCUGUAGUCCCUAUUCCUCACCCAUCGUGGUUGUGGAGAAAAAAGAUGGAUCUAUUCGUCUUUGUGUAGACUAUAGACAACUAAACGCAAAGACUAGGAAAGAUGCCUUUCCAUUGCCAAGAAUUGAGGAGUCUUUGGAUGCCCUCACAGGUGUGUCUCUCUUCUCCACUCUCGACCUUGCAAGUGGUUAUAAUCAGGUGUCAGUUGCCGAGAAGGAUCGGGCUAAAUCUGUUGGCCUGUUUGAGUUCCAGAGGAUGCCAUAUGGGUUGUGCAACGCACCCGGGACUUUUCAGCGGCUGAUGGAAAGAAUAUUUGGGGACCAGCGUUUCCAUUCCCUUCUCCUGUACUUGGAUGAUGUGGUCGUUUUUUCAUCUACGUUCAAACAACAUCUGGAACGUUUGGAGUCGGUAUUCAGUCGUCUACACAAGCACAGCCUUAAGCUUAAACUAAAGAAGUGUCAUUUUUUUCAGCCUGAAGUAAAGUUCUGGGGUCUCUACGGACCCUGA
Xyrauchen texanus (razorback sucker) is the source of this 1455-nucleotide messenger RNA. RefSeq lists its product as uncharacterized. The transcript is spliced from 8 exons. The record is from RefSeq and is a predicted model, not a curated record. Bases 1 to 1455 code for a protein of 484 amino acids. NCBI's taxonomy places the organism in Eukaryota, Metazoa, Chordata, Actinopteri, Cypriniformes, Catostomidae. Gene Ontology annotation, molecular function: zinc ion binding; carbonate dehydratase activity.